AUCAGAAGUCUUCGUAUUACCGGAUGUGUUUUACUCGGCGAGCGUGUGUAGCUCGGUAGCGGUUGGUGGCUCGAAAAACUCAUUCAUUUGAAAAGAAGAUAAUAGUUUUGGUCGUUUUUCGUUUAUUGUCGGGAUUUGAGUAUUUUUCCACAACAAUGAUCGAACCGAAGAAGCGUGGCGCAGAGAUGGCAGUCGUUCCCGUCGGAGUGAAGAGGCCCCGGACAGAGCUGGUGGCUGCAGCGCAGGCCCAGCAGCUCUCUGCUAUGGGCCCCCCGCGCAGCUCCAGUCUGCAGGCUCCUAUAAUGCUGCUCUCUGGUCAUGAAGGUGAAGUUUACUGCUGCAAAUUUCACCCCAAUGGAGCCACGUUAGCCUCCUCUGGAUAUGACCGUCUCAUCUUGCUGUGGAAUGUAUAUGGCGACUGUGAGAACUAUGCAACACUUAAAGGCCACAGUGGAGCUGUGAUGGAGCUUCAUUAUAACACGGAUGGCAGUCUGCUCUUUUCAGCCAGUACGGACAAGACGGUGUGUGUGUGGGACAGUGAGACAGGGGAACGUGUGAAGCGUCUGAAAGGUCACACGUCCUUCGUGAACUCAUGUUUUCCGGCUCGGCGCGGACCACAGCUGGCCUGUACGGGCAGCGAUGAUGGAACUGUGAAGCUGUGGGACAUUAGGAAGAAGGCCUCUGUUCACACAUUCCAGAACACGUAUCAGGUUCUUAGUGUGACAUUCAAUGACACCAGUGACCAGAUCAUCUCAGGAGGCAUCGACAACGACAUAAAGGUAUGGGACCUCAGACAGAACAAGCUGAUUUACAGUAUGCAGGGUCAUGGAGACUCUGUGACAGGUCUGAGUCUCAGUGCAGAUGGGUCCUACCUGCUGUCUAACUCAAUGGAUAACAGCGGUAAGCCUAAAUGUGUGUUCGUGCAUUUGUGUACACACUACAGAUCAAAAGUUUGGGGUUAG
Sinocyclocheilus rhinocerous is the source of this 962-nucleotide messenger RNA. Its product is annotated as U5 small nuclear ribonucleoprotein 40 kDa protein-like. Gene Ontology annotation, molecular function: RNA binding; protein binding. The coding region runs from base 156 to 962 and encodes 268 amino acids. The transcript has 6 exons. The record is from RefSeq and is a predicted model, not a curated record. NCBI's taxonomy places the organism in Eukaryota, Metazoa, Chordata, Actinopteri, Cypriniformes, Cyprinidae. Gene Ontology annotation, cellular component: catalytic step 2 spliceosome.